AUGGCAGAUAGGACACAGAAAGGGAGUGAGAAGGAGGAGAUCAUUGCGGCUCUUUGGGAAGCUGAGGGUGAUAAGGCUCCUAGCCCUGAUGGCUUUACCAUGGCCUUCUUCCAAAAAUGUUGGUGUGUGCUUGAGAUGGAGAUUUUGGCUUUCUUUUUAGGCUUCCAUAAAGAAUGUAUAUUUGAGAAAUCUCUCAAUGCCACCUUUUUGUGUUUGAUACCUAAGAAGACUAAUGCGGUUAAUAUUAGAGACUUCUGCCCUAUCAGCCUUGUGGGUAGCUUGUAUAAGCUUUUGUCAAAGGUGUUGGCACAUAGACUUCGAUUGGUUUUAGAUAAAUUGAUCUUCAACUCCCAAAACUCCUUUGUUGGGGGAAGACAAAUUCUUGAUUCCAUUCUUAUUGCAAACGAAUGUCUGGACAGUAGACUGAAGAGUGGAAAUCCGGGUGUAAUUGUUAAAUUGGAUAUUAAGAAGGCUUAUGAUCAUGUGAACUGA
This is a messenger RNA of Quercus lobata, 492 nucleotides long. RefSeq lists its product as uncharacterized. The record is from RefSeq and is a predicted model, not a curated record. Lineage: Eukaryota; Viridiplantae; Streptophyta; Magnoliopsida; Fagales; Fagaceae. The coding region runs from base 1 to 492 and encodes 163 amino acids. The transcript is spliced from 2 exons.